Molecule: messenger RNA, 725 nt
Organism: Labrus mixtus (cuckoo wrasse)
Lineage: Eukaryota; Metazoa; Chordata; Actinopteri; Labriformes; Labridae
Gene: agrp
Product: agouti related neuropeptide
Exons: 4
Coding region: 125-556 (143 amino acids)
Biological process (GO): adult feeding behavior; neuropeptide signaling pathway; positive regulation of feeding behavior
Cellular component (GO): extracellular region
Molecular function (GO): type 1 melanocortin receptor binding; neuropeptide hormone activity
Source: RefSeq, a predicted model, not a curated record
GGGCCUUUAAAUCGCCCGUCUGUCCCCUGAGAUAGAGAGAGACAGCAAGGAGUCACAGCGACAGAGGCUCUUCUUUGAGAAGCUGAGUAUUGUGGGAGUUGUAGUUCAUCUCUCUGACAGCAGGAUGUUUGGCUCUGUGUUACUCUGCUGUUGCUCCUUCAGUCUGCUGCAUCUAUCUUCCUCUCUGGUUCAUGGAAACAUCCCCCUGGAUGACGGUCCGGCAGCUGGGCGCCGAGCUGACACCUCCUACCUGUCUGACAUCGUAGAGAGAGGCCACGCCCAAGACCCUGUGCAUGACCCCAUCCUGCUACCUGUCGACUCGGUGGAGGACCACUUCCUGAUGGACACAGGCUCCUACGACGAGGACUCGUCUGCAGGUUUGCAGCUGCAGGGUCGGGCCAUGCGUUCUCCUCGUCGUUGCAUCCCACACCAGCAGUCCUGUCUGGGUUACCCGCUGCCUUGCUGUGACCACUGCGACACCUGCUACUGCCGAUUCUUCAAUGCCAUUUGCUACUGCCGCCGGGUGGGACAUGCCUGCCCACCAAGACGCACCUGACGACGCACCUGACGACAAACCUGACGACGCACCUGACGACGCAUCUGACAACACGCCUGAUGUCACACCCGUUUGGAACCUGGUCUGCUGACAGGAACCAUGUUGAUGCUCUUUCUAUAACACAUUUAAAAUGUGCUCUUUGUGAAUAAACAACUGUGGGUAAAACGUA